Pristis pectinata (smalltooth sawfish) is the source of this 6346-nucleotide messenger RNA. Its product is annotated as type-1 angiotensin II receptor-like. The transcript has 2 exons. The record is from RefSeq and is a predicted model, not a curated record. NCBI's taxonomy places the organism in Eukaryota, Metazoa, Chordata, Chondrichthyes, Rhinopristiformes, Pristidae. The coding region runs from base 299 to 1429 and encodes 376 amino acids. Gene Ontology annotation, biological process: regulation of vasoconstriction; immune response; G protein-coupled receptor signaling pathway. Gene Ontology annotation, molecular function: angiotensin type II receptor activity. Gene Ontology annotation, cellular component: membrane.
UGGAACAAAGCAGCCAGCAAUAAACCUCCUUCAGGAAAUUGGGUUGUAAAUCUCUCACUGCUUCCGAGAAGCAGAUUUAAACACUGUUCGCAGUUCAAAGAGGAGAAGCUCAUCCUGACCCGCAUCUGAGAGCACCCACACCUCCCCUGGUGGGCGUCAGGCUGAGUAUAAAACCUGCCAUUCUUCAAGGCAUCUACCCACAGAAAUGCCCACAUCUUGCUCAGGCAAAAGGCUUGGCACCCAAUCAGACUGAGAACCCCAAGCACUGGUCAAUCAACAGGCCCUGGGUUGAGUGCAGAUGACGGAAAACACCAGCGUCCUUCACAACUUGAUCUCUGACUGGGACAUGGGAGAAACCACGUCCAAUACUUCACUGGGGAAUACCUCAAUAGAGGCCAAUGCCACCAGUUGCACGACAGGGGGAAGGCACAGUUAUAUUUUCCUUAUGAUCCCCAUCAUAUACACCAUCAUCUUUGUGGUGGGGGUCUUGGGAAAUAGCAUGGUGGUGAUCGUUAUUUAUUGCUACCUGAAAUUGACAACAGUUGCCAACGUCUUCCUGUUGAACCUCGCCCUGGCUGAUCUGAUCUUCGUGAUAACCUUGCCCUUCUGGGCGGCCUACACGGCCAUGAAGUACCGUUGGACCUUCGGAAACUUCCUGUGCAAGACCAGCGCCACCGUUGUGCUGCUGAACAUGAACGCCAGCGUCUUCCUGAUCACCUGCCUCAGCGUGGACCGCUACCUCGCCAUCGUGCACCCCGUAAAGUCGAGGACCAGGCGCACCGUGGUCCACGCCCGGAUAGCUUGCAUCGGGGUCUGGCUCCUGGCAGGAUUUGCCAGCCUGCCUGCCACCUUCUUCCGCAAUGCAUCUCACUACGACCACUGGAAUCGAACCAUCUGUGCGUUCGAUUACCCUCAGAAGUACCAGAAGCAGUGGAUAUUUGGCAUGGCAUUGCUGAAAACCCUGCUGGGAUUUCUAAUCCCACUUCUCAUCAUUUUGGUCUGCUAUUCCCUCAUCAUCAAGAGCUUAGUGCAGACCUACCAGGUUCGAAGAAACAGGCCAACAAGCAACGAAGCAUUUAAACUCAUCGUGGCGGUUGUUGUGUCUUUCAUUUUGUGCUGGCUUCCGUUCCAAGUCUUCACGUUCCUGGAUGUGCUCUCCCGCUUAGAGAUCAUUCAAAACUGCCGCAUCCCUGAAAUUGUCGACACUUCGAUUCCCUUCACCAUCUGCAUGGCUUACUUCAACAGUUGCCUGAACCCCAUCCUCUAUGGCUUUGUUGGCCACAACUUCAGAGAAAAACUCUUCCUCUUCCUGAGGUGCAUGCCCCCUGAGAUCAAGAAUCACUCCAGUCUGUCGACCAAACUGAGCUCUUUAUCGUACCGGACCAUAGAAUCACUGACAAAGCAGAUGGACAUCUCGAGUGCAGUGUAGGCUACCUUCCCAGUCCACCAGGAUUUCCACAUGUGCUCCAAUUCCAUUACUGAUCAAUGGUGAGUUUGGACUGAUUGCAAAGCAGUACAGUGACCUAGAUUACGAUGGCUCUGUCCCUAGAUUCAUUUCUGUACAUAAAACUGAAAAAAACCCUCUAUAGCAAUCCCUUCAAUUGGAAAUUCAGCCACUCGGGGAAGGAGAAGCAGAAACCAGAGUAGGUGGCCAACAAGGCAAGAAGAUGUGAAAUUCCUCAGCUUAUUGCAACUGGAGGUUCAAGUCCAAUAGUGUGGGUUAGCCCUAUUUGAAAUGAUGAGUUACGAUAGGAAAAGGAAUGUUUGCUCCUCUUUGCCACAGCAGCUCUCAAAUCCUGACCUCUAUCACAGCAAAGGAGAAAACAUCAGGCAGAUGGGAACACUGAACUCCUGCCAGUUUCCCUCGAAGUCACACAUCACUUUGGACUUGAAAAUAUGUCCCUGUUCCUUUACCGUCACUGGAUCUAAAUCCCCGAACUCCCUUCACCAAGAGCACUGUGGAAGAACAUUCAUCAGUAGGACAACGGCAGUUCAAGCAGGGGAUUUGUCACCAUCUUCUCAAGGGCAAUUGGGUUGUAAAUGCUGGUCUUGCCAAUAAUGCCCUCAACCGUUAUGUAAACUGUCCCAUGUAUCAAGAUGAAUGUGCAUUCUUUCAGACAUCUACCUGUUCCACCUUUACUCAGACUCAAGGUAAAAGUUCAUGGAAUGAAGCAGGGUUUGCCUAACCAAUAUGCUGGUAGGGCCCCUAAUACUGCUUCCUCAGUGCUAAUCAACAGAACCCUCACAACCUACAAUCUGCUGCAACAUUUCGUUAAGUAUAUUCUUCACCCAACACAGUCCUGACAGAGAGGAGAGUUUCUGCUCCAGAGUCCUAGGUGUGGAAAGAUGUGAUGAUCAUUCAGGAACCACCAACCUGCUCUGCUCUUCAUUCUAAUGGCCGUUCCCAGGACUUGAGACUACAUCACUGAGCUGAUGGUGAAAUGGGGCUGCAAGCGUCCUGUCCUCUGAUUUCUCCAAAAUACGUCGCUAUCACCAACCAGAAUUUGGCCAAGGAAAGUGCAGAGUUUCUUCACCAUUUUCCAUAUGCAGGAGCAUUCAGAGGAAAAGCUGGGCAUGGGAAAACGAUCUGGGUUUUGGCGUUUCUUUUGUGGCAUUGGAAACUCAUUACAAGCCACAAUAGACUUGUUCUUGCACUACACACUUAACAAUAUAUUACCAUUGCAAGAUGAUUCCCAUUGGCAAACAAUGUUCGACAGUACACUGCACAGGGUGAUAUUUUCUCGCAUUUUCUUACCACAUGGAUGGAGGCCAGUCAGCCCAUUGAGUUAUGCUAGCCCUCAGAGCAUUCCUAUUUCCCCACAACUUAUUCUCUCCCAUAUACCCAUUAACUCUCCCUGACUCUCCCGCCACUCAUUCACACUCGGGGCAACUAGCCUAGCAACCUGCACACCUUUGGGAUGUGGGAGGAAAGGGGAGCACCCGGGGCAAACCCACGUGGUUGCGGAGAGGACGGGCAAACUCCUCACAAAUAGCACUGGAGGUCAGGAUUGACCCAGGUUGCUGGAUCCACGAGGCAGCACCACUAACUGCUAUGGCAUUCCAGGAGAAACAUUUGGUUUUAUGGGAGAAAGAGAGUUUAGAGAGAGAAGUGCAGAGUGUAUGGCCUUGACCAUUAAGGCACAGACUCCGAUGGUGGAAUGAUUAAAUUUGCUGAUCUAAAGGCUGUAGUUGGAGGGCUGCUAAAACCACAGAGAAACAAAUUAUUCACCAGGAGGAAAAGAUUUGCUGAGAUAUAACAAACUCCAUAACCGCUCACCAUCCCCGACUUUUGUACAUUGGAUGUGAACAUUGAGAGGCCAACAAGCAGAGAGCGCCCCUCCUGGUGGGAGGUCCACCUUCUUUCCACUGGUGGAAGGGAAAGAAUCCUCCCAGGAGCAGCCCAGCAGUGUGGGAGUGUCCCAACUUCCAGCUGCCUGAGCAGGCCGCUGAUCUCCAGGAGAAGCCAGAGUGGGGUGGUCUUAUUGCUGACUGACUGGUGGUGGGGGGUUUAUUUGGUGGUGUAGCCAGAGCAGCAAAAGUCCAGGAUGAUCUUGGAGUCAUACAGCACGGAAACAGGCCUUUCGGCCCAACCGGUCCAUGCCGACCAAGAUACCCAUCUAAGCUAGUCCCAUUUGGCCCAUAUCGCUCAGAAACUUUCCUAUCCACGGACCUGUCCAAGUGCCUUUUAGAUGUUGUCAAUGUACCUGCCUCCACCACUACCUCUGGAAGCUCGUCCCAUAUACCAACCACCCUCUGGGUGAAAAAGUUGCCCCUUGGUCUUGAAGAACCCAGCGGGUCAUCCUAACCCUGAAACCAACCCAUUGUUUCAUUUCUGACUGGACCACGGAAAAUCCCAAAUGAACUCCUGCUUAUCUUAUGAGGGUUUUUGUGUUAAAUACCCAAUCACUGCCUCAGACAUGCCUAGUCUGCCCUGUUCCCCCUUAGCUCUAGGGAAAGACUAGGUGCCUAACAUGGGAACAGCACAAGAAGCCAACCGCUAUCACUGUCGGAUCACCUUUGGUUCCAGUCAGGAGAUCUGGAAAUCCCUUCCCAUCUUGGAGUCCGGUUUCAGCUUUAUUGGUAUUGGUAUUGGUUUAUUAUUGUCACUUGUACUGAGGUACAGUGAAAAACUUGUCUUGCAUACUGAUUGUACAGGUCAAUUCAUUACACAGUGCAGUUGCACUGAGUUAGUACCGAGUGCAUUGAGGUAGUACAAGUAAAACCAAUAACAGUACAGAGUAAAGUGUCACAGCUGCAGAGAAAAUGCAGUGCAGCAAGAUGCAGGGUCACAACGAGGUAGAUUGUGAGGUCAGAGAGUCCAGGUCAUCGUACAAGGGAACCAUUCAAUAGUCUUAUCACAGUGGGGUAGAAGCCAUCCUUAAGCCUGGUGGUACGUGCCCUCAGGCUCCUGUAUCUUCUGCCUGAUGGAAGAGGAGAAAAGAGAGAAUGACCCGGGUGGGUGGGGUCUUUGAUUAUGCUGGCUGCUUCGCCAAGGCAGUGAGAGGUAAAGGCAGAGUCCAAGGAGGGGAGGCUGGUUUCCGUGAAGCGCUGGGCUGUGUCCACAACACCCUGCAGUUUCUUGCGGCCGAGGGCAGAGCAGUUGCUGUACCAAGCUGUGAUGCAUCCAGAUAGGGUGCUUUCUAUGGUGCAUCGAUAAAAGUUGAUGAGUGUCAAAGGGGACAUACUGAAUUUCUUUAGCCUCCUGAGGAAGUAGAGGCACUGGUGAGCUAAAAUUCCUGGGAAGCGCAAUCAGAGGAGAGUCUGCCAACCACAAAUCCAGCAAUGGAUUAAUCCCUCUCUGCCUGUUGUGUUCAAGGUAUUUUCACAUAAACACAUACUAAUCAAAUAGAUGUUACACAAAUACUGGAUGUAUAACAUUGCUGCAAUUUGACAAAGUUAUCCUGUGUUGCCGAUAACUGAGCUUGGCUAGCAUGUAUUAUAGAAAUUUACAGCCUUGGAGACAAUUCAGCCCAUUGCCUCCAUGCCUGCAUGCUCAAAGGAUAUGUGUUUACAUUGUGCAAUUCAAACCUGCUAUCUUAAUUACGGGAGUUAAGGUUGUGAGGCACUCAAAGGAUUCUCAGAAUGGAGAGGAAAUGAGAUGCAAAUUAGGUUGCCAAAGACAUCAGGUUUCCACUUUUCUCUCCCCAAAAGAAAUGAAGACCUCAGGCUGAUUUGUCGGCUGGUCACAUCCAGCAGAUCACCAAGGUGUGGAGAGAUUUCAUGUGCAGGUCAACUCUCUGAGUCACAGUCCCUGAGAGUCACUCCCAGCCAAAGGAAUGAGGAACUAAUAGAACAGUACAGCACAGCAACAGGCCCUUCAGCCCACAAUGUCUGUGCCAACCAUGAGGCCAAAUUAAAUUAAUCCCAUCUGCCCACACAUGAUCCUUCUCCUUCCAUUCCCUGCUUGUUCACAUGCCUCUCGAACAUUGCUGUCUUACCUGCUUCCACUACUUCCCCUGGCAGUGUGUUCCAGGCAUCUUCCAUUUUCCUUGUAAAACCCUCGCCUCCUUUAAAUUUUCCCCCUCUCACUUUAGAGCUAUGCCCCUGGUGUUUGACAUUUUCACCCUGGGAAGAAGACUCUAUCUCCAUAUAAUAAAUACUAGCAUGACCAGUGACUGUGAAUGAGUAGUAAAGAAAACAAGGUUUGCAUGCCAUUGUGUCAAUCACUAGACGAGAUAAGAUUUCUUUAUUAGUCACAUGUACAUCGAAACACACAGUGAAAUGCAUCUUUUUGCAUAGAGUGUUCUGGGGGCAGCCUGUAAGUGUCACCAAGCUUCCGGCGCCAACAUAGCAUGACCACAGCUUCCUAAUCUGUACGUCUUUGGAAUGUGGGAGGAAACCAGAGCACCUGGAGGAAACCCACGCAGUCACAUGGGGAGAACGUAGAAACUCCUUACAGACAGUGGCCAGAAUUGAACCCGGGUUGCUGGCGCUGUUAUGGUAUUACGCUAACCGCUACGCUAUCUAUAGAAACAUAAAAAACCGGAACAAGACAAGUCUAUUCCGCACUUCAAUCCUGCGCCACCACUUGCGACUAAUCAUCCACCUCAAUACUGUACUCCCUUUCUCUCCACAUGCCCCUUGAUGCCUUUUGCACUGAAAGGAACACAUCAAUGUGUUCGCUGCAAUGACUCUCUGUGUGGCAACUCACCCUAUGAAACUUCAUUCAAUGCAGCACUGCCUACCAUUUUGUAAACUUUCAGCUGUUGGGCGUUGCGUACAACUUGUGUACAGUGUAUUUGAUAAUUUAUCGUGUCUGAUUCUCUUUGGUAUUGCCUUUUUGUAAGCACUUGGUUCUCAAAUAAAGUAUUCCCUCUAUUAUCGCUAGUUAUCUUGAAUAAAAAUA